Lachnellula hyalina is the source of this 864-nucleotide messenger RNA. RefSeq lists its product as uncharacterized. The transcript has 2 exons. Lineage: Eukaryota; Fungi; Ascomycota; Leotiomycetes; Helotiales; Lachnaceae. The coding region runs from base 1 to 864 and encodes 287 amino acids. The record is from RefSeq and is a predicted model, not a curated record.
AUGUUAUUCGAACCACUCGAUUUCGAACCCAUUAAAGACGAUGAACGGAGUGUCUUGAAUAGUGAUGCUCAACUGGAUAUUCUCGGUUUGUUUGAGACAGCUAUAAGCUCUUCACCAUCUCCUAAUAUUGAUGAAAAAGCGAAGCGCUUUGUCUCAGAUCUGGUUGCAUUCGCCCCGAAGGAAAAGUCUGGACUAGAUGCAGAUAUUAUUGCUUCUAUUACCUGGAAAGUCCUGAUAAACACCGCAAGUUGCAUUCAUUGCCGACACUAUGGACAAGAUGUUCUCGUCAAAAUUGUUAGCUUAUUAGGUACCGCCGGCGAUACGUGGAAAGAUCACCCCGGGUUUGGAAUUGUCAUGAGGGAAAAUUGGAACCGCAAUCCCGUAUUCCAGCUUGAUGAUGAUGAUGAUGAUGAUGGCCGAGAAUUCACAUUGGAUGAAUGGCUCAACCUCAAUUCUUUCGUCGCCAGACUAGGCAAGGAAUUUAUUAGCUUCGGUCUCUGGGAGUUGCGAGAUGGACUAGAAGGACCCCAAGCAGAGGAAACGGAAACAUCUGCCCCUGUAGCUGUGAUCAACACUCGUGUUCUUGUUGCGACGGAAUGGAUUAUACGAGGUGGGCGGGGACUCUUGCGAGAGUCGUUACUCAAUUCCUUGUCACAUGAGCCGAGGAGUGGGAAGUCAUGGAAUGGCGGUCCUUUGUUUCCUGGUGCUAGGGGCUUCAAUCUUGAGCGGUGGGGCUUUUGGAAGCGCCGGUUGGGAGAGUUACGGAAAGAUGCUGUUGAAUCUAGUCAGAAUGCGAUUGAUGAAGCGGUGGAGCUAAUGACGGCGUUAGAAGCUGAAGCUGCGAACGCUUGGGGUGUAAAUUAG